UCAGUCCAGUUGCUCCAUUCCAUGUUUGUGCGCGGACUCGGAUCCCUCUUGAGAGCGUCGAGUGUGUGUAUUUAGGCUAAUGCCUUUGAUUCAGUAACAGUUCAUUGAGGGUUCUCUCCUGCAGCAGGACUGGAAACAUUUCUCUAACUUCACGUCCAGCGUCGACUUCGGAUCUGUUCUUGCCAAAUACAGCAGUACCUUUUUUCAACAGCUUUAUUUUCAUGCAGUAUUAAGUUUACGCAUAUAGACUUUUUUUUUUUUUUUUUUUUAAAUAUAUAGGCUAUAUAUAAAAAGUUGUUCGUCGUACUGGAUUAGCAACUCGAACGCAAGUUGACAUUUACUCAUAUAAAGGUGUGUCCAUCUAAAGAGCCUGCUGUGUUCUAGUGCCACUAUGAAGGACCGCGACUCUCUCUCCCUCCUGCACUACUCUGGUUCAGGCAAGACGAGCCCUCAGUUUGCUUCUGCUUCUCUCCAUCCUAGCUCCCCCGUGUUGGGAAAGCCCCAACCUUUCUGCCUGCAGUCGGGCCAGCACCUCAUAGCCUCCAUGCAGCUCCAGAAACUCAACAGUCACUAUCAAAAUCUGUCCUCUGCAGCUACAACCGGACCCGGCCGAGGGUACGGAGCCACCAUGCUGGGCACGGGACAGAUUGCCACUCCUGGGGCGGCACAGACACCUGGGAUCAUUGAUUCUGAUCCGGUCGAUGAGGAAGUUCUGAUGUCGCUAGUGGUGGAGCUGGGUUUGGACCGUGCCAAUGAGCUUCCAGAGCUAUGGCUGGGUCAGAACGAGUUUGACUUCAUCGCAGAUGUGCCGGCUGGCUGCUGACCCUCUUGGUUGCUACCAAAUCCCCUGCGGUCUUUAAAAUCAAAGUGUCAAAUGAAUGGCAAUUAAAUUUGCCUAUAAAAAGAGUAUUUAACUGUCAGAUUUGAACUGUCAAGAGCUGUUAUUUGCAGACUGAUGUAGGUUUGCUCGAGACCUCUGUUCGUGAGACUCUAUGUAGUCUUUUCUGUGGAGAAGUGUUCUAAAGUCAGAGGACUGAGCAGGCUUACCAAAACGGCCAUCCUUAAGAUGUUUUCCGCUGCCUUAGGGACAUCUAUAUUUCCAAAGCUCAUUCACACCCUUAUAAAAGCCACAUCGUGAUAUGUGGAAUGGAUCUGAAAAGUCACCUCAAUGUGAGGUUGGAGGAGGAGAGAUAUACAGCAUACAUGAUUUAUAAAGAACAAAGUCUACUUUUGCCUGGCUGCCUAUUGUUCUAACUUGUUCCGACCCUAUCCAGACAAACGGUGGGAUGGUAUUACAUGUGUGUAAUGGAAGGUGAUCGUGAACUGGUGCGCUCAGCUGAGCCCCUCUAUCAUUCGUGAGAUUCCCUUGAGAAGCCGUGUCAUCGCAAGCCUCGCUGGUCACAGAGGAACUCAACCUGGCCGAAGGUUUUCCAUGGUUAAAUAUAUUAAUGAGACGUGUCUGUUUACCCCACAAGUCAGCCUGCAUGGUGUGAUAGCCUUAUUUUUAUAUUUUUGUCUAGAGAUGAUUGGUUUAUGCACUUAUCAAUGUUCAUCCAAAAAAUGUUAUUGCCUACUUUUUUUCCCUCUAAAUUUACUUCAGUUAAUUUUUUUUUUUUUUUUUUUUUUUUUUUUUUGUCUUGUAGGCUAUAUAAAUAAAAUAAGUUAAUUGUAAUGUAGAUCUAUGCAGGCCUUGUCCAAAAUCCACAAAUAUGUUAGACAUUUUUGUUAGCAUGCAUGCUUAAAAUGCAUUUGGUUACACAUUGAAAGAGAACUUUCUGUCAGAUAUUUUCUGUCAUUUUACUUUAAUGUGACUUACUGAAACUUAAUCAAAGAUUUUUCGUUUAGCACUUUUCUUUCAUCCAUUUAUUUUUCUACGUAAGAGAGUUAUUACCUAUAUUUAAAAGUGUGUACUUUUUCUGGGUUUUUUUUUUCUGAAUGUGAGAAAAUAAAGUAACAAAGCACA
This is a messenger RNA of Megalobrama amblycephala (Wuchang bream), 1963 nucleotides long. It is a transcript of the gene cited1, whose product is annotated as Cbp/p300-interacting transactivator, with Glu/Asp-rich carboxy-terminal domain, 1. The transcript has 2 exons. Gene Ontology annotation, cellular component: nucleus. Gene Ontology annotation, biological process: regulation of DNA-templated transcription. Lineage: Eukaryota; Metazoa; Chordata; Actinopteri; Cypriniformes; Xenocyprididae. The record is from RefSeq and is a predicted model, not a curated record. Bases 392 to 823 code for a protein of 143 amino acids.